Botrytis cinerea B05.10 is the source of this 3826-nucleotide messenger RNA. RefSeq lists its product as hypothetical. The record is from RefSeq and is a predicted model, not a curated record. Bases 495 to 3626 code for a protein of 1043 amino acids. Lineage: Eukaryota; Fungi; Ascomycota; Leotiomycetes; Helotiales; Sclerotiniaceae. The transcript has 3 exons.
GGCUGAUGCUGGCUUUGAUCGGGACGGUGAGUCAAUUAAUCAUCUUGACGGACGGCACUUUGCUCCCGCGGUUCUUAGGAAAAGCUUGAUGGACGCCACAGCCGUUGAAGAUGCGCGCUUUUGUUGAAUUUUGUAUGGAUCAUCUCGCAAGUUCCGAUAUACCCGCCAGGCGGAUCGGAAAACAAUUAACCAUCGAAUACACUCCAAUUUUGAGUACGUAUGGGUAUCAAGAGUGAGAUAUGUCGUCGUUCAUUCAUGAGAUGGAUGCAAAGUCUCCAAUUUAUAGGGGGCGCUGGAGAUAUAAGUAUCAUCUCAAUCCUCAGUAUCAAACUCUUCUCUUUCCUUCAUUAUCAUCAUCAUAUAAUCAUCACCUUCUGACAGCUUUGCAAUAAACUUGAAAAACUUACUUCCAAUAAUAAUAAACAUUACACAUCUUCCUAUCUAUUGUUUGACUCCUAUUUAUUAGUCGACUCAUUAUACAUUAUCAUAUAAACAUGGGCUCCAUUCAAAGACAAACUCCAGCUUACGGACAGCGUUUACUACCAACUUUGAUUGACGAAAAGGCUGUUGGCGAGCCUAAUAACAUCAUAUAUUCUUAUGCAAAAACCACCAAAGCUGUAGAUGGAUUCGUCGAAGUAUCACACAAGCGCUUCGCCAAUUCGAUUAACAGAGCUGCUUGGUGGAUUGAAAAAUUGCUUGGAAAGGGCGAGAACUUCCCAUCCGUAGGAUAUGUUGGUCCAGGGGAUCUGAGAUACCAAAUCCUCACCUUGGCACUCGUCAAAGCGGGCUACAAGAUCCUUCUCAACUCCCCCAGAAACAGUAUCGAAGGACAUCUCAAUGUCAUAAAACAAGCCGAGUGUAAUAUCUGGUUGCUGCCCAGCACCAGCACUGGCAACAUCCGCGAAGUCCUUAAGGUUCAUCCCAUGACUGUUCUCGACUGUCCAGAACUCGACUUCUUCCUCGACGAAACACCUGUUCCACAUUAUGCCUACAAUAAAACAUGGGCGGAGGCAUCUCAAGAGCCUACUCUUGUCUUGCACACAUCUGGGUCAACCGGUCUUCCUAAACCUAUUGUGGUUCGACACGCUUUAGGUGCCGUUAUGGACGCACAAAAAUUAGUGAAAUGCGACAAUGGAGAAGUCCUCCACUCGAAUAUGUGGAAAGGAGCUAAAUCCUUUUCAAGUUUCCCACCCUUCCAUGCUGCCGGCGUUUAUUUAAAUCUUUUCAGCGCAUGUUAUUAUGAAAUUCAAAUUGUGUUGGCAUCACCAUCAGUCCCAGUAACUUCCAAUUUGGUGGACGAUAUGAUUGAGAAUGCUGGCAUUGAUUCUUUGAUGCUGGCUCCAUCGACAGUCGAAGAACUUGCAUUCUCUUCCUCGAGUUUAGAGUUAAUUCAAGAGAAAAAUAUCAAGUUCGUUUGCUUUGGCGGAGGACCAGUUGGACAAAAGGCUGGAGACAUUAUUACCAAGAUCACAAUUCUUCAGAAUAUGAUCGGAAGCACAGAAGCUAGCCUUUUCGCACUCAUCUGGACAGGAAGAGAGAACUGGAGAUACUUCAAAUUUCACACCGACAAUGGUAUCAGAUUUGAUGACAGAGGUGACGGUCUCCAUGAAAUGCUUGUGGUCCGAGAUCCAAAAUUGGAAAAGGUACAAGGAAUGUUUCAUACAUUCCCCGAGCUCAAUGAAAUCUCUACAAAUGAUUUAUAUUCCAAACACCCUACAGAACCAGACAUGUGGCUCUACCGGGGCAGAGCAGAUGAUAUCAUUGUGUUCUCCAACGGCGAGAAGCUAAACCCCGUUACAAUGGAACAGACUAUCAACGAACACGAACUAGUCCGCUCAGCAAUCAUUGUUGGCCAAGCUCGCUUCCAACCUGCCGUAAUGAUCGAGUUGAAUGACCCGGUAGAGGUAACUGAAAAUAACAAAAAGGAUUUGAUUUCUCGUAUCCAACCUUCCAUCGAUGCUGCAAACAAAGGCUCGCCAUCCCACGGCCAUAUCAAAGACGGCUUUGUGAUGUUUGCUAAACCCGAAAAGCCAUUCUUGCGCGCUGGAAAGGGCACUGUUCAACGUGCAGCAACAAUCAAACUUUACGAACCGGAAAUUGAAGAGCUCUUCGCCAACACGGAAGAUGGUGAGGAUAACAGCCUCGAUACUAGUUCUUUAGAAUCAUUAACUUCUACAUUGAAGGAUUUGGUUGCUAAGAUUGCUAGCGUUGAUGAGGUCAGUGUCGACGAGGAUGUGUUUGCAAAUGGAUCAUUUGAUUCUUUACUCGUUUUUACUCUUUUGAGACAAUUGCGAUCGGCCUUAAAGAAGGACAAUAUCGAGACUGAGAAGUUACAAGCUAGCACCAUCUACAAGAACCCAACCGUCAAAUCUCUCGCAUCAGUUGUCUUCAAACUUGCUCAUCCAUUGGAGAACCAAGAAGAUUCUACCAAGACCGACUUCGAUGAGAGGCAAGCAAUGUUUGAGAAAUACGCCAAGGACUUACCAACAAAGACUUUCGGUACCGCUGCUCACGGUUCAAAUGCUAAGAUUUCCGUGAUCUUGACAGGAAGUACCGGAUCGAUGGGUAGUUACAUGCUCGAUGAUUUGGUCGCCUUACCGCACAUCUCCCGAGUCUACGCGCUCAACCGAGCCGUCAAUGGCGAGGAGAGACAAAGAGGAGCCAGCUCAAGCCAUGGUCUCGACACCGAUUUUAGCAAAGUUACAUUCUUCAAGACAGACAUGUCGCAGCCACGUUUUGGACUUGACCAGGAAUCAUACGAUGAGUUGUUGAACAAUGCCACUCAUGUCAUUCAUAACCAAUGGCAAGUGGAUUUUAACUUGAGUCUUGCAUCUUUCGAACCGCAUAUCCGAGGUGUACGAAACCUCAUUGAUUUCGCGGCACAAAGCAAGAACAACGCUAUUGUAUCCUUUAUUUCUUCGAUCGGUGUUACGCAGGGAAAGAAUUGGGAGAAGCCUGUUCCAGAAUUGAUCAUUGAUGAUUGGAAUGCAGCAGCCAUGGGAUACGGUUCAUCGAAACUUAUCUCCGAGGUACUUUUGGCAGAAGCUAAUAAAGUUGGUGGUGUGCGCACGCAAAUACUUCGUGUGGGACAGGUAUCUGGACCUGUGAGAAAGGAGAAGGGAAGAUGGAAUAUCCAGGAAUGGUUCCCUACCAUCGUCUCAACAUCCCAAUACAUGAAAGCCGUUCCAGAGACCAUCGCAGCAAUGAACCGUAUCGACUGGGUCCCAGUCGACAUCCUCUCCAACAUAAUCCUCGAUCUUGCCGACCUCUCCAAACCCUCAUCCGCCCCCGCUUCCUCCAUCCAAACCCCCUUCUACCACCUCGUAAACCCCACCUCAAUAACCUGGUCCACCAUCUCUCCCAUCCUUACCGCCCAAAUCGGCGCAGACUGCAAAAUCGUCUCCUGGGACGAAUGGGUGGCCCUCCUCCGCGAAUCCGCCGAGCGCGGUGAAAUCGCUCAGAACCGGGGUAUCAAACUCUUGGAAUUCUACGAGGCAUUGGGAAUGGGAGCUCCACUUGCCCUUAUGGAGACCGAGAAGACGAUUCAAAAGAGUGAGACUUUGAGAAAUACGGAGCCGGUUAAUGGAAGCUGGAUGGAGUUGUGGAUGAGACAGUGGGCUGCUUGAUUGUUUGGUAUGAUAUGAUGUUUUGCGUGAGGAGUUUGGAAAUUAGGGGAAAACAGCGAAUGAUAGAUUUCUGUUAUGUAUUUCGUUUGGGUAUCGUGGUGGCUCAUGUAUAGUUGGAGCUGUUUGUUCUGGGGUGGAGUUAUUUUAUGCAGUAGAUUAGCCUUGUAUUUCUUUAGAAAUUUAUGACACUGGUCAAAACA